Molecule: messenger RNA, 717 nt
Organism: Kazachstania africana CBS 2517
Lineage: Eukaryota; Fungi; Ascomycota; Saccharomycetes; Saccharomycetales; Saccharomycetaceae
Gene: NYV1
Product: Nyv1p
Exons: 1
Coding region: 1-717 (238 amino acids)
Biological process (GO): vesicle-mediated transport
Cellular component (GO): membrane
Source: RefSeq, a predicted model, not a curated record
AUGAAAACUUUCAAUGUAAACUAUAUAGAAGCCAUAAGGAACAAUGAAACAAUAUCAGCAUUUCACAAUCCAAUGUCAUCAACGAAUGAUAACGGGAGUCUCAACAAAUCAUACGGUACUAUGACCAGUACAAUUGACCCCAAGCUGUUCCACAAGCUAAUACUUGACUUGGUUCUUCCGAAAGUGCAAAUGAUUGAGGGCAAUAAAGUAACUAAAAUGUCAACGAAAAUAAUAGACGGGUUUGACUGUUAUUAUACGACCACUGAUACGAACGAUAUUCUUGUCUGUUUCAUUUCAGAGAAUCUGCCAAUAAUAGUGCCUAUCAGAGUGUUGAGUGAAUUGAAACACUUCAAUUACGAUUCUGAUGAUCAAUUGAAGGCUGAUAUCAAAUUGAUACUGGAUAAAUUUCAUGACGAAUUACUCAUGUACAAAAAUGAGAACUCCAUCCAGACAAAUGCAAACGAUGCAGAAGAUGAACUAGACGACAUAAUACAGAUCAUGAAUGAUAACAUAGAUAAAUUUUUACAACGACAAGAGCGGGUAUCGUUACUAGUUGGUAGGACAUCGAGAUUGAAUAAUAAUAGUUCCAAUUUCAAGAGGAAAGCAGAAAGAUUACAAGAACGAUUAUGGUGGCAAAAGAUGAAGAAUUGGACAUUAUUAAUAUUCACUAUUAUAUUAUUUUCCAGCGCUCUAUUUAUUUUUGUUUACAUCUUAUAA